AUGGGAGGACAACUAUUGACAAUGGAAAAUAGCAGUAAUGUGAACUUGUUUCGAACUGCUAGCCCAGUCAGCAACGACGAGAGGUUCAACCCAAACAUCAAGCUAAACGAAUUGUCCAUGAAAGAGCGAGAGGCUGCCAUAGAAGAACUACAUGGUGUAUCUAAUGCUUUUAAGGAAGACCCUGCUAUCAUUCAGAGCUCUCUGAAUAACAUACGUCGGCAGCUGAGCCUCCGUGGUAUUUCUGUUUUUGAAGACGCCGAACUCCUGAAGUUCCUCCGAGCGGAGACCUUUGAUGUUGAAAAGGCUGCUGCCCGAUUCAAUCGGUCCGCAGACGCUCACCGAAAGCUUUUCGGAAAGCAAGGUCCGAUCCAAUACUCUGAUCUGAGCGAUGAAGACAAGGGGUACCUGCAAAGUGGAUUCAUGCAACUGCUUCCGAAACGGGAUAGAGCAGGGCGAGCCAUUCUGCUUUGUAUCGGAUCCAUCAAGCAACAGUUGAAAACUCCAGUCGAAGCGGAUUUGAGAUGUCUGUCAUUCUUGGCAUCCAAAGCGGCUGAAGAUGAGGAAACUCAAAAACGAGGAAUUGUCAUGAUAUGCUACGCCCUUGCUCAAAAGACUUAUGAUAGUCGGAACAACCGCCCACUGCAUUUGCUCAAAGCCUUGGGGGACUUUCCUUCACGAGUGGUUGCCACCCACUUUUGCUAUGACAACGCAAUCAUGAAGUCAUUGGUAGACUUUUUGGGCGAACACAUGGAAAGCAUGAUGUUAUGCCGCUUCCGAAGUCAUUCUGGCGAACAUGUGGAGUGUCAGAGCAAGCUGAUUUCUUUUGGCAUCCCAAACGAGUGCCUUCCUAUUGACGCCACUGGUCAGGUCGACCUUACCAACCACAAGAUCUUCUUGAAAAAAACUGAAUUGAAGGAACAACGAAUGGGUGCCAUCCAAAAUGGCCAGGUCACUUUCCACGUGGACGAAGAGCUAGCGGCUGCAACACAUACUGAAGGCGAGAAGUUCCUUAUCCCUGGACAUUUGGAUAUCAUUUUGGGAAGGGGUCAACACGCAAAGAAUACGCCGGGACAUCAGCUAUUCACACAAGCUCUUGAACAACAUCAAAAGCGCUAUGAAGCAGCACAAAAGUCACAAAAGACAAACGUUGCAGGCUUGAUUCUGCAACAGCUAAAGGCUGGUGGUUGCAGGUUUUUGAAAGCCCGUCCUGGAGGCGGCUGGGUAGAAGUAGCUGAUGAGGUUGGUAGAGAAAAGAUCAACCACGCCUUUCGCAAUCUACGAAGUGUGGCAAAAAAGAACGAGCCGUCGAAGGCAAUCGCUGCUUCGUCACAGUCACCGAUACCAAGCCUUCCUACUUCCUCUUCUUUGUCCAGGAAACGAACACUGAAUGAAGCUAUAGACUCAGGAGUGUACCCAGGGGAUGGAAAGGUCACAAAGAAUUUCUAUUCCAUAUGA
Cylindrotheca closterium is the source of this 1455-nucleotide messenger RNA. Lineage: Eukaryota; Bacillariophyta; Bacillariophyceae; Bacillariales; Bacillariaceae. The record is from the annotation of a GenBank genome assembly.